Messenger RNA from Spea bombifrons (plains spadefoot toad), 1055 nucleotides. RefSeq names its product chromosome 1 C4orf48 homolog (gene NICOL1). Bases 140 to 424 code for a protein of 94 amino acids. Lineage: Eukaryota; Metazoa; Chordata; Amphibia; Anura; Pelobatidae. The record is from RefSeq and is a predicted model, not a curated record. The transcript has 4 exons.
ACCUAAUUCUCUGCUGCACAGAAAGCCCUUGCUCGCAAAUGCUGUUCUGCCAGCAGCUCGGAGCAGCCAUUUCUGACACCACGAAGACAAAAGAAUACCAGUGACCAAGGUAUAAGCAGGGGCACUGGAAACACACACAAUGUCUUAUAGAAGCACAACAAGAUGCAUUUAUUCCACCCUUCUCCUCAUGUUGACAGUCGGGCUUCCCUUCCUGAAGCUUGUCCUAGCAGACGAACCAUCUGGCACGACGAUUCCUCCAGAAAGUCGCCCCUGUGUGGAUUGUCACGCCUUCGAAUUUAUGCAGAGAGCCCUGCAAGACUUGAAAAAGACGGCGUAUAAUCUAGACUCGCGGACGGAGACGCUUCUUCUAAAGGUGGAAAGGAGGACGCUGUGCGACUGUAUCUCUGCGGAGGGUCUGAGCUGAGGAUCCCGGGCGCCUGCUGAAGGGAUACCCGCGCAGCCCUUGCGCUGCCCGGGAGGAUUGCCACGCGUUACUCAACAGCGCUUGGCAGAUCUCUCCGGCAGCGCAAGUAUUUAACGCCGACCGUUUAACGAAUACAGAUUACACUCGACCAACGCUUAGCAGCUCGACACAGAAAUGCGCAUGUGUGUGAGAAGGCAUUAUUUCCAAGGAUUUCUUACUUAAUUCAAUAUGUUUUUUUCUUAUUGCUAUUAUAUUCUUUUUUUGUUUAUGUUGGAUAAAUUGCAAUAUACUUGCAUUUUAUAAAAUAUAUUCACACUAGUACGAAUGCAAUGAAAAAAGUUUCUGUGCACUUAAAAAAAAAAAAUGAAAUAAAAAAUAAAGAAAAAGAAAAAAUGGAAUUACACACAUUAUCGGUGCCACGUGAAUUUUCCUGGAUCACAUUUUUCACCCCAAUAUUGGGAACAAUAGUGGAAACUGUUUAACUCUUUGCAGCUGGUAUGCCCAUUAUGAUUUGUGAAAGACCCUGAACACCCCUUCUAUAUUUUAAAGACACAAAACAACAAUUUUCAUUUUUAGUGGCAUUUGGCCAUUACAUUUCUCCCCCAUAUUUCUCCCCAUCCAUAAUAUUACC